AUUAAAAAUAACAACUUUUUUUUUUAAUUUUAAUUAUUGAUUCGAUAAAAAUCUAGUAGGAAAAAUUUCUGUGGAGUUAAUAUAAAAUGCAAUCCAAAUCAAAUUCCGAAUCUCAAAUUUAUUAGAUCAAUCCACUAAGCGGGGUCGGUUUAACAACAAUGCACUAAACUCGCCCAAGGAAAAGAUUAUUUGGAUGCUUUCCUUCUUCCCUGUGCUUGUUUCUCUCUUUCUUCAUGUCAGAAUCGCAGAAAAAUAUUCUGUUCGAUCGAUAUAAAAGGUAUAUAUAACCAGAGCAAACUGAGACACAACUAACGUUUGAGCCGCUCUUUGUAAGUACACACUUCAAUCUCUCUGCCAAAACAUGACUCAGACAGACAGCAAAUGUGAGCAUAUCACCGUUCACACUGUUACUCAGACUUCUCCAUGUCCUAUACUCUCAUGUGUAGAGAAAGCACCUAAAUAUGCUCAUGUUUCACUUAUACCAGUUGCUGAUUCAGAUCAAAGCUCAUGCAAUCAACCAUCAGCAUCCGGGGUCUUGCAAGAUGUACACAUAUCGCCACUGUUGAUGGAGGAUUUUCUUGAACUUGCUAGAGAAAACACAGAGAAGGAUCUUGAAACAUGUGGGGUUCUUGGUGCUUUCCUUGAGCAUGGAACCUAUUACGUCACCACUCUAAUAAUACCAAAACAAGAUUCAACUUCCUCUUCUUGCGAGGCUUUAAAAGAGGAAGAGUUUUUUGCCAUACAGAAUGAACGUUCUCUUUUUCCUGUUGGGUGGAUUCAUACACAUCCUUCUCAAAGCUGUUUCAUGUCAUCAAUUGACCUACAUACUCACUUUUCAUAUCAGGCAAUGGUACCUGAGGCAUUUGCCAUUGUCAUGGCUCCAACUGAUCAGUCAAGGAGCUAUGGAAUAUUCAGGUUAUCUGACCCAGGUGGGAUGAGUGUUCUGAAAGAGUGUGAAGAGUCAGGGUUUCAUCCUCAUGGAGAACCGGCAGAUGGGAGCCCCAUUUACGAGCACUGCGCCAAUGUAUUCACAAAUACUAAUCUGAGGUUUGAAAUCUUUGACUUACGCUGAUCUAUCUUAUUGGUCUCCAACUGCAUGUGCAUGUCGGCACAGAUCCAGGGUUCAAGUUAACACUAAUAUGACCCUAGCCACUACUUGCAGCAAAUAUGGGUUGAGGUAUUGAGACAUGAUACCGGGGAAUGCAGAUAUAUAUAUGAAUUGAAUCAGCGCUUUCCUUUUUAAGUAUAUGUAGAUGUUAAUGUUUGUGGUUUCUGGCUGUCAUAAUAAUGAGUUCAUGACUGUUCAUGAAGUCAAGAGAUGAAUGCUUCCUCUUUAAUAUGUGUAUCUUGAUCAGAUUAUGCCCAGUGUUUUCCUGAUUUUAUUGACCUGCAGAAUAUGAACAUAUAUUUUUUACUGGA
Molecule: messenger RNA, 1419 nt
Organism: Populus trichocarpa (black cottonwood)
Lineage: Eukaryota; Viridiplantae; Streptophyta; Magnoliopsida; Malpighiales; Salicaceae
Product: AMSH-like ubiquitin thioesterase 2
Exons: 8
Coding region: 362-1072 (236 amino acids)
Biological process (GO): protein K63-linked deubiquitination
Cellular component (GO): endosome; membrane
Molecular function (GO): protein binding; metal-dependent deubiquitinase activity; K63-linked deubiquitinase activity
Source: RefSeq, a predicted model, not a curated record